This is a messenger RNA of Drosophila willistoni, 499 nucleotides long. RefSeq lists its product as uncharacterized. Bases 131 to 382 code for a protein of 83 amino acids. The record is from RefSeq and is a predicted model, not a curated record. The transcript has 2 exons. Lineage: Eukaryota; Metazoa; Arthropoda; Insecta; Diptera; Drosophilidae.
GUCAUAGUUUGAUAAUAUUAAUGAAAUUUCGAAAACCAAAAUUACACAAAUUCCUUGUUCUUAGUCCAAUAGUUUCAGGCCUUUUCCAUAGUCUUUAAAAUUUUGAAUUCAAAAAUCGAAAAUAAAAACAAUGCCAGUUGCCGUUCGCCUGAUAGAGGCUUUGGCCUUGAUCACUGUCAUGGGUCUGAUCACUUGCGUAUCGCUUAGUGUAAUUGUGGCCCAGAGGACGAUAAAUGUUGCCAUAUCCUGUAUACAGCCAGCGGCAAAUAUAGCUAGUGUCUUCUUGCUUAUGACUGAAAAGGUGCUGGUGGGAGCGCUAAAUUGUGUAGUGGGCAUGAUCAAUGUGGUGAGCAAUGCUCUCCAUGGGACUGGAGUGGCCUAAUUCAGUAUAAGCAAUUUGUAGGAGAUUCAAAAAUGCAACACCUUAAUGGCCAUUGAUACUUUUGAUAAUCCUAAUAUUUCGCAUAUUUUUUUUGUCAAUAUAAAAUUGUCAGUGUUA